This is a messenger RNA of Culex quinquefasciatus (southern house mosquito), 952 nucleotides long. Its product is annotated as calcyclin-binding protein. Gene Ontology annotation, biological process: heart development. Gene Ontology annotation, molecular function: ubiquitin protein ligase binding; S100 protein binding; tubulin binding. The transcript is spliced from 2 exons. Lineage: Eukaryota; Metazoa; Arthropoda; Insecta; Diptera; Culicidae. Bases 128 to 835 code for a protein of 235 amino acids. Gene Ontology annotation, cellular component: nucleus. The record is from RefSeq and is a predicted model, not a curated record.
UUUGAGAUCACUCUGUUGUUGAAGUUGUACACAAAAAGGCGUUUUCCUGUUAAUUCACUCAAUUUUAUUGAACUGCACUUAAAAUACAGUUUGUAUAAGGGAUUUCAGUAUUACAAAGUGCAGAACAAUGUCGCAGGCAAACAUCGACAAUCUUCAACUCGACCUGGAGGAGCUCCGGAAUCUGGCCGCACAGGCCAAACGGUCCAAGGUCCAACAGCUGCUGUCGAUCGAUAUUCGUAAGCUGGAAACGGACCUGCUGGCGUGCAAACAAAAACAGGAAGCAUCCGCCACCGCUACCACCACAAAACCCCCGGCACCGGUGGCCGGCGAUUGCAAGCGGUACCGCGUGGAGUUGAAGGAAUACGCCUGGGAUCAGAGUGACAAGUUUAUCAAGAUCUUCGUCACAGUUAAGGAUGUCCAGCACGUGCCGGAGGAGAGCGUGAACGCGGAAUUUACGGCCAGCUCGUUCAACCUGCUGAUCAACAACCUGAACAACAAGGACUUUACGUUUGUGGUGAAUCACCUGCUGUUCCCGAUCGACCCGGAGAAGAGCUACCGCAAGCUCAAGUCGGACAUGGUGGCGAUUUAUCUGGCCAAGGCUAAGCAGGGUCAAAAGUGGGCCCACUUGACGGUCACGGCCAAGCGGCUGCAGGAGAUUAAGGACGAACGGAUUGCGCUGAAGGAUGACUCGGCGGAUCCGCAGGCCGGCCUGAUGAAGGUGAUGCAGCAGCUGUACGACUCCGGAGACUCGGAGACCAAACGGAUGAUCAACAAGGCCUGGCAUCAGUCGCAGAACAAGACGAACUUGCUCGAUGGUGGAGCCAUGUCGGAAUGAGACUGGCCGGAGUUUGGGGAGAUGAGCAUUUAAAUAUUCAACAUAAUCGCAACAAACUUAAUUCCCAGCGUUGUAAUUUACUGUACUGAUUAAAAAUAUAACACUUUGUAAGCUGAA